CCUUCGAGCCGAGGUCCGGCGCGCUAUCGACUUUCCCGCAAAUGCAUGCUCGUGCGGCAGGAUCGUUUCCGCGCUUAUAAACCCAGGGUCGUUACAGUACUUUAUUGAACACAUAUAGACACUCUUCACUUUAUUAUCACCAUGAUCCGUAGAGCUAUGUGUCGCAGGCAACCAAGAUUCGGGGUUUUGGCAUGCUGAUUACAGGUGGCAGUCGAUGAUUGACAAUAGCCCCCCUUUCCCCAAAAAGUUAAUUUGACAUGCAAUUUCAUCACAGAUAAGAAGCUAGUUGGUUUAACUGAUACUGCUCCUUUGUCGACUGUACUCACACGGUCAUAAAAUAGCCCUAUGAGCCUGCCUGUUACUGAAAAUCGUAAGGAAGUUGUAUAGAACCUGUCAAAGUGAAAGCAUAAUCAGACGUUCCCUAAACAUCGAGCUAUGACUAGCAGCAGUUCACUGCCACUGGUGGUGCUAUGUAUGGUGCUGCUGGUUCUGGUUUACGUAAGGAUCACCCCCUUCCUGUUUUUUUGGUCCCGGCAGUAUCCUCCGAUACCCGUUAUAGUUGACACAACACUUUGUGCGCCAAUAGGCAACAGUUGUACUGGUUCUAGUAAACAAAGCAAGUCAACCGUCGGAGACAGCCUACUGUAUAAUGUAGCCCGAUCUUUCGAGACGCUACAAGCAAAAUAAAUAAUCCUACAGCCUACCCAAUUUUACAGACCAAGUUAACCAGAAAGUGAAAGACAACAUCCCUUCAAUUGCAUCAGCCAUCAUAAGAUCCAUCAUGGAGGUGUCUCACACUGUGGAAACAGAGGAGCUGAUGACAUGCCUCCAGAUCCAGCUCUACCACCCCCAGCAGGCUUCCAGGGCUCUGUACCGCAUGUUGCCUUUGGAAACCAGACACAAGCUCCAGGCCGAGGACCCAGUGAGGCUGGGCCGGGAUGCCCAGGCCUGCACCUUCGUGCUGGCCGACCCCCGUGUCUCCCGCAAGCAGCUGUCCUUGCAGGCCUACCGCACCUCCAACAGCCCGGACAUGCUAUUUUCUGUGCAGAACCUCAGCCAGAAGGGACGUGUGACUGUCAAUGGGUUUGAGCUGGGGUUCCUGGAGAGGGCAGAGCUGCCUGGUAAGGCCCUGAUACGGUUCGGGGAAUAUGAGAUGCUGAUACGCCGUGAGAAUGGAGAGGCGAAGGGGAGCUUUGAGGUGGAGUUUGGGGUGCUGGCAGUACCCCCUUCCAGAGAGAUGGGCAUGGUCGUGCCAAAUAUGGUGCCCGUCAUGGACACGGGCUCAGACCUUUCAACCAAUGGCAUCCCACCACUCAUGAGCCAAGGGCCAAUGGAGAUGGAUGAGACAAUCAUGUACCAAUCAGGCAGGGCGCUUCUUCCAUAAAAUAGUUGUACUACAAUGACAGCCAUAUUGUUUUGAUUAUAUUGUAUUAUUUUUUCUUCAACUAGAAGCAGUUUUCUUGAAAAAUGCUGAUGUUAAACAUUCUGAAAGCUUAAAUCAAAAUGUUGACUGUAUGUGGUGCCAAGCUAUCAGUACCUCAAAUGUUUUUAUAUUCUACCUUUAUAACCCACUCCUCAAGUAUUAUUCACUGUUAUGUUAUUUUAUCAAAUGUGAAACUAAAGCUUGUGAAUAUUACCCUUUUUCAUGAUACCCAAAUAAGAGCAAGUAUCAGAAUUCAAUGAAGGAUGGGGUUAGGAAGGAUACUGUUUUGUAAAUGUUGAUUAAAAUAGCAAAACUG
Molecule: messenger RNA, 1739 nt
Organism: Oncorhynchus gorbuscha (pink salmon)
Lineage: Eukaryota; Metazoa; Chordata; Actinopteri; Salmoniformes; Salmonidae
Product: TRAF-interacting protein with FHA domain-containing protein A-like
Exons: 2
Coding region: 782-1384 (200 amino acids)
Biological process (GO): canonical NF-kappaB signal transduction
Molecular function (GO): protein binding
Source: RefSeq, a predicted model, not a curated record